Molecule: messenger RNA, 1303 nt
Organism: Branchiostoma floridae (Florida lancelet)
Lineage: Eukaryota; Metazoa; Chordata; Leptocardii; Amphioxiformes; Branchiostomatidae
Product: IgGFc-binding protein-like
Exons: 4
Coding region: 412-1269 (285 amino acids)
Source: RefSeq, a predicted model, not a curated record
UUGCACCUACUUCAGCAUAGAAUAGCUUUCAAUAAUGUGAUGAGAAAGCCGCGAGAUGAGCUGUUGCAAAUUUUAUGAGAGCAAAUUCCAAUGUGUGUACAGAAGAUUUAACAGGUCGCAGGGGAACUAUUGUGAACUUUUACCAACGUGCGUCUUCGACAAUGAUUAUAAAGCGCUUCUCCUUUCAUAUCACAAAUUCUUCAUCAGUGCUUUCAUCAUAUCUUUUGUCUGAAAAGGUACGGGUGAAAACAUAAUAAAAGCGUCAUACAUACUGUAUGCACAAGUGAUGACCUGUAACAGCAGCCGUGCAAGUCCGUCUUUCGUAGGCGUCAUAUCACUGAAAGGUCGCUUUGAAUUCUGAGACAUGUACAUGUACUUCAGAAGGAAAAAGUCACGAAAUUCUCUGCCAUUAUGACUUUUUGGAUCACAGCCCUGUACUUGUUGAGCGCAAACUUUCUUCUCAAAGGAUACCUGGCAGAUUCAGCGGCUAGCAACACUGGGGCCCGUGACAACAAAGGCACGGAGUUCAUUCUGACGUUCACGGAGAACCUGCAGCGUGACGAGCACGACGCGAAGCUACAGGCGGUGGGGACGACCCAGACUCCCGCCACAGUCACUGUGGAGGCUCCAGCGGUCGGAUUCACCACGACAUUUAAUGUCAGCUUCGGAGAGGUGAAGACCGUUGACUUGCCCCGUGUUGCAGUAGAACUGCGAGGUAGCGGAGUUCAGGACAAAGGCAUCCACGUCACCGCCUCCGAGGAGAUCACUGUUUACGGAGUCUUCACUGAGUCUGCGACCUCUGACGCCUUCUUGGCCCUUCCCACCGACGUCCUGGGGACGGAGCACUUCGCGUCCUGCUCCCCUCCGUCCGGCUCGUUUCCGUCUCAGAUUGGCGUCGUCGGGACGGACGAUGGGACCACUGUGAGCAUUGUGCCGAAGCAGGGCGUGACGUUUGACGGGCUGGCGUACGCGGCCGGACAGACCAUCACCGUUACACUGGACCGGCUGCAGUGCCUCCAACUGCAGAGUGAUGGGGACCUCACAGGGUCUCAUAUCACUUCCGACAAGAGCGUGGCGGUCUUCAGUGGAAACCUUUUCGUUACCGUUGGUAACGGGCGGUCUGGAUCAGGAGACCACAUAGUGGAGAUGGUCCCACCCGUGGACACCUGGGGGAGGCAGUUCGUCACCGUGCCGCUCAAAAAGAGGACGGCGGGGGAUGUUUUCAGGGUCAUCGCAGCUAGAGACAAUACACAGGUUAGGCCAUGUUGAUUUGAUUAUAUGGAUGGAUGGCAACAUCCUCUGC